This is a messenger RNA of Cuscuta campestris, 1738 nucleotides long. NCBI's taxonomy places the organism in Eukaryota, Viridiplantae, Streptophyta, Magnoliopsida, Solanales, Convolvulaceae. The record is from the annotation of a GenBank genome assembly.
UAAGACUAAAACAUUGAAAAUAUACUAAAAUAGAACUUUCAUUUUUUAUUCUCGAAAUAUGACUUAAAAUGUAUUUACAUUACCAAACCUGGUCAUGUACAUUACCAAAAAGUAUAGUAAUGUGCACAUGUACAAUGUCACAUUACAACCACAUUACUACAGUGUGAAGUCCUAUUUCGUAAAAAAACAUAAAAAUCGUCCUAUUUUAGUACUUUUCUCUAUGUUUUAGUCUUAUUUAAGAAGACAGUAUUUGUGGUGAUCCAUUUGGCCACCUGAACAAUGUCAAUGGCAGAUAUUGCUCACCCUCCCAUGGAGCAACUCCAAGACCUUGAGUACUGCAUAGACUCUAAUCCUCCAUGGCCUGAAACCAUAAUGUUAGCAUUUCAAAACUACAUUUUAGUAUUAGGGACAAGUGUGGUGAUUCCGACAACGCUUGUACCGCUAAUGGGUGGAUCCGAUGGAGACAAGGCACGAGUCAUACAAACAUUGCUUUUUGUGGCGGGAAUAAACACUCUUCUCCAAACACUCUUUGGGACCCGAUUACCCGCCAUUGUAGGAGGGUCCUUUGCAUAUGUCAUCCCAAUAAUCUACAUUAUAAGCGACUCGUCUCUUCAACGGAUAAGUGAGCCACAAAUUAGAUUCAUACAAACCAUGAGGGCAAUCCAAGGAGCAUUGAUUGUAGCUUCAAUCAUUCAAAUCGUUCUUGGCUACACCCAAGUUUGGGGUCUCCUUUCGCGCUUUUUCAGCCCUCUUGGUGUUGCUCCUGUUGUCGGAUUAGUUGGUCUCGGCCUAUUUCAAAGAGGAUUUCCAGCUCUAGGGAAUUGUGUCGAGAUAGGGCUUCCAACACUAUUGUUGGUAAUUGGUUUGUCACAGUAUUUGAAGCAUGUAAGACCAGUGAGGGAGUUCCCAAUAUUCGAACGUUUUCCUAUAUUGAUAUGUGUCGCAAUCGUUUGGCUAUAUUCCAUAGUUCUAACUGCUGGUGGAGCUUACAGAGGCAAGCCUCUUCACACUCAACUCAGUUGCCGUACUGAUAGAGCAAAUAUCAUAUCCACUGCUCCAUGGUUCAAGUUCCCAUAUCCAUUGCAGUGGGGUGCACCUACUUUCGCUGCAGGCCAUUCGUUUGCAGUGAUGUCUGCUGUUCUAGUGUCAAUGGUUGAGUCAACUGGUGCAUACAAGGCUGCGUCUCGUCUGGCGAUUGCCACUCCACCUCCCGCCUACGUGCUGAGUCGGGGGAUUGGUUGGCAGGGAAUUGGUGUUUUGCUCGAUGGUCUUUUUGGAACAGGGACGGGACCCACUGUAUCUGUGGAAAAUGUGGGACUCUUGGGGCUCACUCGGGUUGGAAGCCGAAGAGUUGUUCAGGUUUCUGCAGGCUUCAUGAUAUUCUUCUCCAUGUUAGGGAAAUUUGGAGCUGUUUUUGCAUCUAUACCAUUUGUCAUCUAUGCAGCAUUCUACUGUGUUCUGUUUGGCCUUGUUGGUUCGGUGGGGCUUUCGUUCCUUCAGUUCACAAACAUGAACUGCAUGCGCAAUCUGUUCAUCACGGGCCUUUCCCUAUUCCUCGGGAUGUCCAUUCCUCAAUUCUUCGAUGAGUAUUGGUCGGGGGCUCGCCACGGUCUUGUUCACACCAAUGCUGGAUGGGUAAGUUCUACUCAAUUCUAAAGUCUAAUGGGGGUGGGGGUGCGUUAGGGACUGGCCAAGGGUUGAUGUCCCAAUUGAAUUGAUGUCAUAGUAUGACAUUGGG